Penicillium angulare is the source of this 453-nucleotide messenger RNA. RefSeq lists its product as uncharacterized. The transcript has a single exon. Lineage: Eukaryota; Fungi; Ascomycota; Eurotiomycetes; Eurotiales; Aspergillaceae. The record is from RefSeq and is a predicted model, not a curated record. Bases 1 to 453 code for a protein of 150 amino acids.
AUGUUUGGCCUUGGAGGACCAGUUAUCAACUCAUACAAGAAUCAGAAUUCCGACCCAGAGGCUUCUAUCUAUCCCAAAUCAUCCGAUCAAGAUGCACAUUACUCAAUAGAAGGAAAUGUUCUUCGAUCUACAAUUUUCAUCUCCGACAACUCCAAAUUCGGUCGCGAUGGCAAGACACCUGUGUUACGUGUUCCAGGAACAGGUACAUACGGCGGUGAAGCCUUCGAACCCAACUUCGCAAAACUACUCAAAGCCAGCCCGUUCGGACAUCCAGUAUGGUUAAAUAUCCCUGGUCGAAUGUGUGAUGAGGCGCCCAGAAAUGCACAGCACGUCGCAUACGCUAUCAACUACAUAGCAACCCGCACGCAGAAGAAAGUUGCUGUUAUUGGGUGGUCUCAAGGGAAUCUCUCAAUACAGUGGGCCCUCAAGUACUGGCCCAGCACAAGAGGAUAA